This is a messenger RNA of Loa loa (African eye worm), 789 nucleotides long. RefSeq lists its product as hypothetical. The record is from RefSeq and is a predicted model, not a curated record. The coding region runs from base 1 to 789 and encodes 262 amino acids. NCBI's taxonomy places the organism in Eukaryota, Metazoa, Nematoda, Chromadorea, Rhabditida, Onchocercidae. The transcript has 4 exons.
AUGAAUCAGCAGAUCAUGCUGGAAACAAAGAAGUUGAGACAAUUACAAGUGGCAUCCGUGACACAAUCUGAAACCGGACAUCUGCUGGCCUUUACUAUCAUCGCAAUUACUAUUAAAGUUAUCGUCAUUAUUGGAGUCAUAUUUGCUCUACAAGCAUGUUGGAUCCAAUCUGAUGAUUACGACAUCGAGAAUUUAAGAUUGAUGUUUUACAACCAUUGGGUUAACGAAACAACACGCAAGGAAGAAAUUAGCGGAAUUCCAAUGAUUGAUUUUACAUAUUGCGAAGGGCGUCGUAACAAGUUUAUUGAAUCACCGAAAACGAAAGCAGAUAGUAAGGACAAGACAUCAAGCAACAAUUUAAUUAAAUUACCCAUUUGGUUCGGUUACAUACAUCUCUCUUUAAGUUUAAUUGUAGCUGCAGGCACAUUGCAUGCUACCAUUUGGUGGGAUUUCACCUCAAAACCAAUACCAUCUAUGUUGAUCGAUUUUUGCACCUAUGAUAUGGAAUUGUGUCGACGGCAAUGUGAUGUACUUUUUAACGAGGAAUAUCCUCGAAUUGUAAAUAACGAUUUGGAAUUAGUGGCAGAAGAAGUACAAGAAAUUUUUAUCAGUUAUUUGUCAAUUUUGGGUGAUAAGCUUCAGAAAUUGAAAUGGGCCAUGCUAUCCGUUUGCUUUUCCUAUAUUCUGUUGCUCAUUAUUGCUUUCGCUUCAACCUUAAAUUCAUUUCUCCCACAAAUGAUUUGGGAGAAAAAUCGCGGUAUAUUUCGUUGGCUUUGCUUAGGAUUUUAG